Molecule: messenger RNA, 639 nt
Organism: Ilex paraguariensis (yerba mate)
Lineage: Eukaryota; Viridiplantae; Streptophyta; Magnoliopsida; Aquifoliales; Aquifoliaceae
Source: the annotation of a GenBank genome assembly
AUGAAACGAGACCACCAAAAUCUUUGCCAAGAAAAUUUCCCUUGUGGUGUUAGCGCCACCAGCAACUCCUCCAUAGGUGAUGGCUCUAGUUGCGGCGCUGGUAAUUUUUCGAUGACUACAACCCACGAAAAAUCAAAGAUGUGGGAUGAAACUGGGCAAGACGCUAGAGUUGAUGAACUCUUGGUGAUUUUUGGGUACAAAGUGGAGUCCUCAGACAUGGCUGAAGUUGCUCAGAAGCUUAAUUGUGAAUUUGAAACACCGGUUUUGACUCAACAGGAUAACUGGAACCCAUGGGACGUGUGGAAUUUAGAAAUUCUUCACCCAUUGAAAACUUCCUUUGAUUCCCGAGUUUUUCAACACCUAGAAAGCCAAAAUUUUUGGAGAGAGAGAGAGAUGAAACGAGACCACCAAAAUCUUUGCCAAGAAAAUUUCCCUUGUGGUGUUAGCGCCACCAGCAACUCCUCCAUAGGUGAUGGCUCUAGUUGCGGCGCUGGUAAUUUUUCGAUGACUACAACCCACGAAAAAUCAAAGAUGUGGGAUGAAACUGGGCAAGACGCUAGAGUUGAUGAACUCUUGGUGAUUUUUGGGUACAAAGUGGAGUCCUCAGACAUGGCUGAAGUUGCUCAGAAGCUUAAGUAG